AUGAAGUCCAUCGUCCACAUCCUGGCGUUAGAGUCUCGUUUCUUUGAGGCGCUACUUGAGAAAAGAGAUGACUGUGAAGACUGUGGCGAAGGCGUCGUGCCCGGAGCGUUGAUGUUCGUCUAUAUGCGGCUUUUGCCGGAUAGGAAGCUCACACUAGACUGUCCUCGAGAGGAGGUUCUAGUGGACCCACCGCCAUCUUACAUCUUUGUGAUGAAUGAGGAUCUCUAUGGUGUGUAUCCAACCCCUAAUGCUGUCUAUAUUAGGAAGCCAUUAGAACGUGGAGAAGAGGUCAUGGUGCUACACCCAGGCUAUCAGGGAACUAACACGGCUGUCCAUCAUUAUCAUGAGUCUCAACUAUUCGUAUUGUGUGAGGACAAUAGCAGGAUGAUUCAAUAUGAUCUAACCCAACAGACAAGUUCGACCCACUCCGUUCUGGGUCUCCCAGUGGACAACGACAACGCUGAGCUCGCCUGGGAUAAUCCACUCGUGUUCUUCAUGUCCGGUGCCGGUCGCCUAUUCUGCCUCGAUAUGCAGAGUGCUAAGGACGAUACUCUGCAGGCCAAGCCUAUCUGGAGCAUCCCCAGCUCGUUGUCACACAAGGGCUCCUACAGUCUGUUUAAAUGUUUGCCGGGAGAACCCGAAAAGCCCCAUCUGAUGGUAGUCUAUACGGCUUAUCUUGGCGAGGUCGUCACGUUCUACCUCGAGUUGAAUACUCCCGACGAACCCCUCAUCGAACACGGCAGCGAGGUCGAGAGUAUGGGGAUAUCGCUCCCCCCGAGCAUUGCCUUCAUUAUACCUUUCAAUGUCGGUCUGUUCGGUUUUGCUAUGAGAAGGUACGAUCGAGAUACUUACAGCCUAUCCUUCACGAGCGACUCCCACAGAACGGACAGAACCCUAGACAUUGGCAAGGAUCUCCCAACCCGACAGAGUCUGCAGCUGGUCUAUGGGGCGAAAGACGUCAUUCAUAUUAUGAGACAGGAUCCUUCACUGGCUUAUCCGACUCACGCAAGCUCGGAUAAGGACGGUGAUACUACCAUUGAUGAGGGAGGGAAGCGUCGAUGUAUCAAUCAGACGCCGUGUUGGAUUAGUACUCACUAUAUCUACAUUUGA
Molecule: messenger RNA, 1110 nt
Organism: Perkinsus marinus ATCC 50983
Lineage: Eukaryota; Perkinsozoa; Perkinsida; Perkinsidae
Exons: 1
Coding region: 1-1110 (369 amino acids)
Source: RefSeq, a predicted model, not a curated record